AUUUUUACAAAAUGGCUUAUGAAAUAUCUCCACUCUCUUACCAUGAGUUUAGCAAUUUCCUUUUUUUUUUUUUUCUUUUUUAACCUUCAGAGACAUUUAUAUGCAGUUGGCCCUUCAGGACCACCGUAUUAAACAGAGUUCUUUUGUUUGGGUGAAUAAACAAUGUGGCAGCCAGUUCGUGUGAUAACCGACCAACCGCUCUACCGUAAUUUAUAUAUUCAUCCUGGGCUGAACUUAAACGGUGUGUAUAUACAGAAAUUCAGGCAAUCUAUACUCAAGAGCUCGUUUUCGUGCUUUUAACCCACUCCUACUGGCGUGUGCGCAUGUGCGUCGAACGCCUUUCACUGUUCUGACUGCCUGUUGCCUUUACUUCUGCGCCUAAAGCUUCAUGUCUUCGUUUUUCUGCACUGAUGAUGAACCGAACCAGGACCCGCACGACGAGAGCUCCGAGUCCGUUGUGCUGCUGCUUCGAGGGGAGGGAAUCCCUCCAGUGUCUGACGCUUCCUUUACCAAGGAAACCCACACGCUCUCUCUGACGCAACUGCCCAUUUUAGGAAACAUGCGUCAAUGGACCAAAGCAAGUCAGACAAGUAGUGAACUCCACAGUAGGCACUGACGUCCGUGUCAGAAAAUAAAUCUCUCCACACACAUUUGAGCUGCUUUGACUGCAUCCCCACUUUUCGCUUAUGUCUCCAGCGUGCGCUGUGCGAAGGCUGGCCGGAGCGGAUCUCUCUUUUUCACUGCCUUAUCCAGAAUACGACCCCUCCCUGGAUCAAGUCGCAACGCCCAGCAGUGACGUAGGCAGUUUCGUUGGUGUUGAAAAGCAGUUGCAGUUCUUCAUAGUGCCAUUGAAGUGAGUCAUCUCUAGGAAGUGUGGUAAAAAGGAAAGAAAAAAAAGUUAGAAGUGUUCCGUGAGCAGCAGAGAGCUCAGUUAGAGUGUGUAGUCGGCAAAGAGACGGAAAAUAGUCAGAUUAGCCAAGCAAUAGGCUUUAAAGCGAGAGUUAACCUGCGUGAGUCACUCUCUAACUCCAGGUUCACUUGUCUCAGCUGGAUUUGACUGCUGAAGGUGUGCUACUGACUUUAGGUUCAAGUCCUCACCUGGAGGAUCUCUGCUAGUGUAGUUUAGCCUUACCUGCAACGGGAGAAUCCUAAAAGCACAAUAACUAACAGCACAUUUAUAAUACCUGCUAAUAUCAGUGAGAUGUUUUAGGUUAGUGAAGCAUAUUUGCACUUUAACUUUGCCAACUUUUUUUCUCUGGAUAUCCAAAAUUAACAACGUACCGAGUCAGAGGAUUUUUCUGGUGCCUUUUCAGAGCGAGGAUUUAACAGAAAGAGUUUCAGGAGAGAUCAAACAGUCUACUGAAAUCUUCCUCUUUCCUGGAUCAUGUACCAGGACUACUCCGGGAACUACGACACCUCCUCCCGCGGCAGCAGCACAUCUCCGGCCCAGCCAGAGUCCUUCACAAGCGGCAGCAGCACGAUCGGAAGUCCGAUCUCUACCUCAAGCUACCAGAAGUACAGGGUCGACAUGCCCGGCUCCAACAGUGCCUUUAUACCCACCAUAAAUGCAAUCACGACCAGCCAAGACCUGCAGUGGAUGGUCCAGCCCACCGUCAUCACCUCCAUGUCCAACCCUUACUCCCGCUCCCACCCGUACGGCCAUCAUCUGACCAAUGGACCGGGGCUGCUGGGACACAACACGCUGGCUAGGCCUGGGGUCAUCCGCUCCAUCGGAGACGCCAGGGGCCGACGCAAGAGGGACGAACAGCUCACACCGGAGGAAGAGGAGAAAAGGAGGGUGAGACGUGAGAGGAAUAAGUUAGCCGCUGCCAAAUGCCGCAACCGCAGGCGAGAGCUCACCGAGAUGCUGCAAGGGGAGACGGAGAAGCUGGAGGAGGAGAAGGCCGACCUGCAGAAGGAGAUCGAGAGUCUGCAGAAGGAGAAAGACAAGCUGGAGUUCAUGCUGGUCGCCCACAAUCCCGUGUGCAAGCUCCCCAUCGAGGAGCGCCACCAGCCAUCCGGGCACCAGCAGCAUCACCAGCAGCAGCAGUGCGCCCCCCUCCCCCUAACCAUGCGCCCUAACAUGGGCCCCCGCGCUCAGAUGAACCAGGUGGUGGUGAAGCAGGAGCCCGAGGACGACGAGGUGGCAGGCAAGCCACAGCGCUCCGUCAUCAAGCCAAUCUGCCUGGGCGGCGGCGGGAUGUAUUGCACAGACGGAGACAGCCUGAACACGCCAGUGGUGGCAGCGUCCACCCCGGCCGCCACACCCAACGCCCCCAGCCUCAUAUUCACCUACCCGAGUAUGCUGGAGCCCGACAGCCCCUCACCCUCCUCCGAGUCCUGCUCCAAGGCCCACCGGCGCAGCAGCAGCAGCGGUGACCAGUCUUCAGACUCGCUCAACUCGCCCACCCUGCUCGCCCUCUGAGCGUGGCUCGGCUCAGCUGAGAAACAAACACUGUGGCUGAAGGCGCGCCCCCUCUCCCUCCCCUCCAGUGUCUUUUAAAGACUUCAGAGCACAUUCGACAGUCCAGACCAAGCUGACCGUGUGAGCCGUUUCCCCCGCUGCAGGGAGACCACAAGGGCUACGCCAUGUGUUUCUUCUUGUUCUGCUUCAGUGUGAAUUUUUUUUUUUGUACAAGUGUGUGCAACAAUCCUAACAAGUGUCAUCCCUUCGCCAUUUCAACUCCAGAGUGUCAACUUGUUUACUGAGCAGACGAUUCUGAAGAAUGCUGAAAUCUGGCUACUUGUGAGUUGAUGUGACUGACUACAACUAGAGAGCGCGUUCUUAAUAUAUAAAUAUAUAUAUAUAUUUUUAAAAAUGUUUAAAAGCCAUGCGGCCAACACUUGCACUCCGCCAAGACGAAUCAAUAAAUCACUAAACGAGGUCAGCGUUCGACUGGAAUUUCCGAGGAGAGACAAAGACAAUGAGCGAGGACUUCUCAGUGUUUUCCUUUCAGAUUUUUGGACCUUGAUUCAGGAACCGUUACUACGAGUGUGUACACAUUUCUGACGCUAUUUCCAUCUCUUUAAUUGUAUUUAUGGCCUGUGCUGAUGAAAUUUUAUAAAGUGUUUCGUUGA
Molecule: messenger RNA, 3078 nt
Organism: Cheilinus undulatus (humphead wrasse)
Lineage: Eukaryota; Metazoa; Chordata; Actinopteri; Labriformes; Labridae
Gene: fosl2
Product: FOS like 2, AP-1 transcription factor subunit
Exons: 4
Coding region: 1385-2425 (346 amino acids)
Biological process (GO): regulation of transcription by RNA polymerase II
Cellular component (GO): nucleus
Molecular function (GO): DNA-binding transcription factor activity, RNA polymerase II-specific; RNA polymerase II cis-regulatory region sequence-specific DNA binding
Source: RefSeq, a predicted model, not a curated record